AUGGGAAGAGGGAAACGGCGGGAGCUCUCUUCUCUUCUCUCUUCCCCCUUCCCAUCAUGCCCCGCGCGCUCUCUUUUUCUUUCUCCCCAGCCUCCCCACAACACAAAAGCCUCCCCACAAUACAAAGAGGCCUCUGCGGAGGAGAGAGAGCAGGCGUUGAAGUUUUACAAAAAAACCAAGGUAGAGCUACCUAGCAAUCAGUCAAAGGAACUUUGUCAACUGAUUCAGGCAAUUGAAAGUUCAGAGGCUGGGAAGAGAGAGCUUGGCAAAAUAGUACAGGAGGGAAAUCAGUUCGAAGGCAAAGGGGGUCUCAAAGCAGGUGACUGUGUCAAUGAGACGUGGCGCAAGGACAGGGAAGAGUUUUUCAAAGACCAGCAAAGCAAUGGUGAGAUAGCUCUAAAUUAUAUAUUAAUGCUUAAUUUUUUAGGGCAGCAUACGGAGAAAACUGUGAAGAUUUUCUUCCCUUCGAAUAUUUUCAUGCCUGGCAACAAUUUUCUUACUUUAAGUGCAAAAAUUCAUUGAGCUUUUAAAAUGAGUUUUAGUGAGUCAUGAUCAGGUUGUAGGGAUUUUGAAGUACUCUCGAAAUCUCUGAAUGAAGAUCUGAUAAUAACAAAUAACAAAAUAAUAAUAACAUUUUACUGCAGGUCAAUUAAGAAAACUCUUAAUGCAUUUGUUGCAACCAGAUUGAUUAACAUGUUGAAACAUACUUUUUAUCAUUAUUUUCGACAGUGACCAUGAAGAAAGGAAACCGGUGGUCAGUAGCCACUAUUAGAGUUGGUAAGGAGACAAAACCUCAAUGCCCUAACUACACAGUAUGAUUUCCAUAUACAUACCAAUACAUCUACUUUUCUCAAUCAUGCAUUUCCUGCACUAAAAAAAAUUUUUGUUUAUUACAAAAUAUUAUAUUUUGACUAUUAUAUCUUUGAUGACAGCCAGUAUUUUAUGUACCACAGCUCUGGCAGUAUACAACCGAUGUCCAUCAGCUUAUGAGGCAGUACGUGAUCUUCAUAUACUACAGCUUCCUUGCACAAAAGUUCUAAAGAAGAUCUUAAAAGAUGGUGCUGAGAAUCCUGGUAUUGACCUCAAUUACUUGGAGUCACAACAACAGAAGUUUAAGGCAUACCAACAACAGCGUGAAAGUGAGGGACAUCCCCAGCCUCUGGGAAUUGGUGUCUUGAUGUGGGAUGAAGUAAAGGUUAGGGAAGAAAUAUUAAUUGUUACUUUUUACAUAACAAGCUGAGACUGUAGUCCAGGGAAAAGGGAGGGGUUGUAUUAAUUAAUUUUUUGCUCUGAAUUGUGAAAACAAAGGUGUCCAGUAUAUGAUUUCUAUGACAAAAUUAACACUGUCUUUUCACCUUAUAAGAGCAAUACUGUAGUUAGAUGCCAGGGAUUACCAGGCACUGCUAGCACACACUCUUGUUUUAUGGUACCACAUGUAUUUUAUAUGUUGUAAAAAAGAAAUGAGCAAUAAGAGGAGCCCAUAAAAUAUAUAUUUUUUUGUAAAUUAUAUGUUUGGUUCCUUCAUUGCUCUUGUGAUGAAAAUUAUUCACAUUUUUUUUUUCUUUCAGGUCCAGAUGAAAGUAGCAUGGAACUUAAAAGGUGGAGGAAUAUCUGGUUUCACUAUGGCCCAUGAUGAGUUGCCUGUGUUGCAUGAUGUUUUCUCAUCAGCCAUUGCAAGUGGGUGCCAGAAGACUAGCUAUAUACAUAGUGCAGUUUCUGUGGAGGGACCUGACGUCUGGGUUUGACCUGAUUGGACCUUAUUUUCCUGUUCCGAACUCUAUGGAUUCAAAUCUCCUACAAGAAUUUUUCAUGCUGUGCCUGAAAGCAUUCACUGCAUAUGGUUUUAGAGUUGCCAUCGUUCUUUGCGAUGGGGCAUCUUCUAAUUUGACCUUAUUGAAGAUGUUAUGUGGAUUUCCAAGGGCAACACUCCCCAUUGAUGAGGAGGCAGCAGAUGAGAGAGCUCGGUACUCUGUGGACAUGUCGUUUACUAACCCAGAGGAUCCUACGGGAAAUCCAAUAUUUGCAAUGAUUUGCCCAAGUCAUCAGGUAACUAGCAUCUUUAAACUGGUAUUACCACUUUAUGUAAGUCAUUUAAGGAAGGUCAACUCUUAUGAAGUUACCUAACCCAUUUUUUAACACACAAUAAACCCUGUGUGUUUUCAGUUGGUUUGAGCUCUUCAAAUUCUCUGGCUGAUUCAUGACCUUUUUGUUUGUCAACAAUGCAAUUUUUUUAACUAUCCUCAUUUAGGAUGUUCCAUAACUGUCCAUGGCUGCUAAUUAAAUUCCGUGACUUUCCAGGACUGUGAAAUGAAAUUUAUAACUACUUCCAAUAACAUUCCAGGUUUUUCCAUGACCAGAAUGUACCUUGUACCUUGCAAAUUCUUUUGGUCACAAUAUUGUUUAGCAGAUGAUGUCAGAAAACAAAAUUUGCCAAUAUGCACAGAAUUUAAAUCAUAUCCAUUGCUAUUCAACUGUUCCUUCCAGUCGAAUAUAGUAAAUUAUUGUCGUUGUCAGAUUAGUAUUCCAUUCAAAGAGAGUUGGUGUUCCACACACUGAAUUUUACACGUAGUUGUAGUCGUUGUUUCUUUCCUGUCCAGUAUUAUAAUAUUUUCCAACUACAACACCCCCCCCGCCCCCCCCCCCUCCCUCCCCUGGUACUACACUUUUUCAGAAAUUAUCAUGAAACAUUCCUCACAGAUUUAUGUUAUAUAACAAUAUGUUAUUACAGCCCACCUUUUUAAUUUGUAGCUUAAAAAUAUGAUAGCUGCCUUGUACAGCUCAAGACCAAAUGGGUCCAAGAAGCUGACAUUGAAUGGCACCCAGUUUGGAUGGGAAACAAUCCAGAAGAUAUAUGAAGAGGAACUGCAAAGGGCAGAAAGGGGUACCAGCCGCAAAGUCCCUGGACUGAAAUAUGCUUUUGUGUAUCGUGACAACUGGACUCGUCUAAAUGUGAGGCCAGCAAAAAUCAUGCAGGUGAUUGGUGGUUAUCUGUUGUAAUUAAAUUGUCUUUAACCUUAAGUAUCAUAAUCCAGGGUGGAGCAGAAACUUCCAUGCAGUCAUCAAAUGCUGCAUCUUACAUUCAAUUCAAAAAUCAAAAACAAUGAAAAUAAUAAUUUAUGUAGGCUGCAGCAGUGGUGACAUUAUUAUGAUUUAAUCAUUAGCAUCACUGGUGUAAUUACAAUUUUGGCUAUGUUUUCCCCUAUAGCAACGCUACAUGAUUGCAGCAGUCCAAGACCUUACUGGGCAGAGUGCAAAGCCUGUUGCUAGUUUCUUGGAGGCGUGUAACCUGAUUUUUGAAAAUGGUUUAUUGAGCUCACGGAGGGUUAGAAGCAUGAACAGCCCAAUCAUCCAGAACAUCAAAAAAGGAAUGGAAUUCUUUGAAAAAUGGUGUUUCAGCCAUGAACAAACAGGUACAGGCAUGUGAUUCUAAGAAAUACCCUGUAAGUUUUAGUCAAGCAAGAAUUUGGAGGAUUUUCAUCCUUUUGCUAAUUUCUCCAGCUGCAUAAACACCAAACUAUUAUAUUUGCAAAAAUGAAUUGAACAAGACCUGUUAUAAAAAAUGAUUUUAAUGGGUUUGGUGAUUGCUGAGGAGAUCUUGUACACUGAUACUACUGAAUUUGUUUGCCUUAGAAUCUCCUGAUAAUAGCAAGAAAUCUCGUCAGAGCAAGUUCCUCGCAUGGCAGGUUAGUUGAAGUUGAUAAAUUAUUAUUAGGUAGUUCCAUGGCUAAUAUGGGUAAUUAUCAAUAGCUGAAAUAAGCAACAAAAAUUUGUUGAAGCAUUGAGAUAUGUAUGGGGUGAUUAUUUCUACCAUGUAAUGGUAAAAUGAAACAGCUUCCAUUAUGUGGUUAAAGGAGCCUUUUUCUGUAACAAUAUUAUAUUGUUUUUUAAGUAUUGUUUCAUUAUCAAAAUUAAAUAGUCUUGUUGGAAAUGUUAUUUGAAGAGCAUUGUAGUUGGUGCAAAAAAAUAAUUACAUGUCAAUGACAAUUCACUUUCUACUUCAUACAGAUUUUGGUUUUUUUCUUGCAUUGAGUGGUAAUAGAACUUUUUUCUCCUAGACUUGGGAUCUGCUCCGAGUUGUGGUUAAUGGCUUUCUGUCAUUUUGCGAGUGGUUUUUCACCAACGUGUCUCCAGAUGGAAGAUAUUUCAUUAGCCCUUUACGAAUUAAUGGCAGUGCAUUGGAGUCAAUCUUCAGUGUACUUAAGCAUACAAGUGGUGGAAAUUUGUCUGCUAUUUCUUACUCUCCUGCAUUAGGCAGAUUAAUAAGUAGGAAAGCUUUAAUUCAAAAUAAGAAUUCAGAGAAGGGAUACAGGGAUGUUAAGCUUAACAUAGAUGGGGAGGCAACCUCUUCUGAAGACCAGGUUUCCGUUUUGUACACUAGUAUUUCAAAUACGCUUUGUAAAUACAUAUUCCCAUCCACUAUUGCUCAAUCGUCACUUGGAGGAAGACAAGGCAGCAAUGCCUGUACAAUAAUAGCUGUUAAAUUUGGGGCCUAUAUUUCACAGCACAAGCUGGAAGUUUCUUUGCUGUGGAAACAGCUGCCACAAUUGUGGAUUCACUCGCUAAUUAAUGCAAUCUGUGAUGGCAAUGACAUGUAUGAUGAACUUUACGGUGACACAGCCAUCUACCUUGAUGUAGAGGAUGUAGUACAGUCAGUGGGUACAGAAUUUAAUGUGGAGUCUGUCAGUGCACUUUUUGGUUUUACAAAUGCAAAUGAUUAUGCUUAUCUGUCAGCCCAUCAACCUUCACUGCCAAUGUUGUUGCUUGGUAACCAAUUAAGUACUAAUGAAUGGUAAAGUUUUGGAUCAAUCAGGUAGCUUUUUAUGAAAGGCAAAAAAGGUUUAAUCAUGGUAUGUUAAAUGACAAAGUUUCAUUUCAUUUUCUCUCAGCAUUUCAUUUAGGCCUAGCCCUUCAACAGUGGAGGACCCCAGAUCUCUGUACAAACCCUCACUGCUCUUAUUAUAAUUAUUUGAUGGGCUCCUGGUUAGCCAUUAAUUCUGAGCAGGAAACGAUUUGCAUUGUUUUCACGCACCCCUCCCCCAAUCCCUCUGUCUCCCAAAAUAUAGCGUGACAGUAUAACGUGACUAAUUUGAUGUAACCGGAAAUUCCAAAAUUUAUUGUUGUUCUACGUGUAUAUGAAAUGCGACAGAGCCAGCUGCUCGCCACUAAGCUGAUUUACACUAGACAGAAAUAUUGUAUUGCAUGAAAACCAGAAGUUUACUAAAACAGACAGCCAACUGCCCAUUGAUCCCGAUGCAGGGGCCUCACUAACUGCACUGAGACUUUAAAUAGACGAUCCUAAUUUGCUAUCUACAGUCUACAUGAAAACGCACUAUUUUUUCCACAAGAUAAAAAAUAUUCAGUUUUAUGAUUUUCCUCUUGGUAUUUUUCUCUAACUUAAUGCACCUGUCAAUGUUAAGCCCUAGGGGAGGGGGGCCGCGCAUACCUCGGGAAUUUGACUCAGUCUCCUCUCCCGUGGCUGGG
This is a messenger RNA of Porites lobata, 5481 nucleotides long. The record is from the annotation of a GenBank genome assembly. NCBI's taxonomy places the organism in Eukaryota, Metazoa, Cnidaria, Anthozoa, Scleractinia, Poritidae.